GUUCUGUGGCUGUGCGUGGUGGGGGAGAGUCUGUACGUCGGCCUGCUGCUCACCGGCGGCGUGAUGAUGAUGGUGGAGCAGUGCCCCUGCUUCAGCCUCAUGAACAAGAUGAAGAUCAGCCUUUGUGGGAUGGUGGCCCACAUGAUGUUUACCACCUCCUUCCAUCUGGCUGUGUCCAUAGGGCCGGAGGACUGGAGGCCCAAGACCUGGGACUACAGCUGGUCCUAUGCGUACACGAAAACCAUCAUCGAGUUCAAAUACAAGCGGCGGAACAUCGAGAAGAGCCUGAUGAUCAGCCAGCAGAUGCUGGAGCUGGGUCUCCCCGACCAGAUGUGGGACAUGUACCUGACCUCCACCCCCCCGGAGCUGCCCGUUAACGGCCAAAAGCCCCCAACGGGGUCCCCCUACGAGCUGGAAACGGACAGUGGAGCAGAGCAGCAAGAAAUGCGUGCCUUCAACUUCUCCUCCACCAAAAAGUCCAUGGCGGCCUAA
This is a messenger RNA of Menidia menidia (Atlantic silverside), 492 nucleotides long. Lineage: Eukaryota; Metazoa; Chordata; Actinopteri; Atheriniformes; Atherinopsidae. The record is from the annotation of a GenBank genome assembly.